This is a messenger RNA of Sclerotinia sclerotiorum 1980 UF-70, 1119 nucleotides long. RefSeq lists its product as hypothetical. The transcript has 2 exons. Lineage: Eukaryota; Fungi; Ascomycota; Leotiomycetes; Helotiales; Sclerotiniaceae. The coding region runs from base 1 to 1119 and encodes 372 amino acids. The record is from RefSeq and is a predicted model, not a curated record. Gene Ontology annotation, molecular function: N,N-dimethylaniline monooxygenase activity; flavin adenine dinucleotide binding; NADP binding.
AUGGUUUCAGUGGCAAUAAUCGGAGCAGGCCCAGCGGGACUUGUUGCUGCCAAAACCCUCUUACACUCGUCUUCAGAAGGGCCUGCCCCAACGGUCACAGUAUUUGAGCAGGGCACAAAUGUCGGCGGUCUCUGGGCUGUGGAAUCAAACUGCAACGGGAUCAUAAAUCCUGGAAUGAAUACUAAUCUUUCCAAAUUCACGGUCUGUUUCUCGGACCUAGCUUGGGACAGCCUCGAGUUGCAGCCGCCUGCCAAUAUUUAUCCUCAAGCAUGGCAAGUCAAUCGAUACUUGAAUACUUACGCGGCGAAAUACAUUCCAGCCGGUGUUAUCUUUCUUCAAACCUAUGUUAAGGUUGUUGAAUACUUACAGACCCCAUUUGACCAAGAGAAAAGAUGGAAAAUCACAACCAUCACACGCGCUGGUGAUAAUUGGACAGAAAGAGAGGAUAUUUUUGAUUAUCUGAUCAUUGCAUCAGGAUUCUUCUCCAAAGCCAGGCAAAAACCGUUUUCAUGCCACAGUACAACCACAGAAAAUGAUGAUUGCCUACCUACCAUUUUGCACAGUUCCCAGUAUCGUCAGCUUUCAGACUUAUCACUCACAAAUCAACCUCCAACGAUGGGUAAAAUUCUAGUCAUCGGUGGCUCCCAUUCGGGCGGUGAAGUAGCUUCUUUGAUAGCGAUGCAGAUGUCCGACGCUCGGCAUUCACCUGUUGGCUCUGGGGCGCAACCACUGGACAUCAUUCAUGCCAUGCCGCACCCACUUGUUUCCAUACCUUCGUUUGUUCGGACCGGGAAUGAGAAUUGUCCAACCUUUAUGCAACUGGAUUCGCGUUUAUAUGACCUAUCUUCGCGACCAGACGAUCCAAUCUCUUUCAAUUUUGGAUUUACAAAUGCAGAAAAGAGGAAGAAGCUGAAAGAUACGCUUGCGAUGCUUAUGUCCGGGACAGCACAUGCACAAGACGAUAACUUGGUGGUCCAAGCUGAUAGAGAUAAAUUUGGAGCACCGUAUGCUGUUGUCGGUGACAAAUAUGUGGAAUUUGUCAGAUCAGGUGCUAUUAAGCAGGUACUUGGCCGCAUUACUCAGGUAGAACAGCCAUUACUCGCAAGACUCCCCAAGUAA